This is a messenger RNA of Nerophis ophidion (straightnose pipefish), 1857 nucleotides long. RefSeq names its product mitochondrial translation release factor in rescue-like. Lineage: Eukaryota; Metazoa; Chordata; Actinopteri; Syngnathiformes; Syngnathidae. The transcript is spliced from 2 exons. Gene Ontology annotation, biological process: translational termination. Bases 146 to 655 code for a protein of 169 amino acids. The record is from RefSeq and is a predicted model, not a curated record. Gene Ontology annotation, cellular component: mitochondrion. Gene Ontology annotation, molecular function: translation release factor activity.
ACUGUAUGGCGUUUUGUCAACGAAGAAGAAAAUAUUGCGGAUGUAAACACGGCUAACCCAAAUAGCUAUUUCCAAGGAGAGUUAAAAGCUGUGUUUUAUUUAGCUCGGGUCUAUUUUAAACAUUUGUAAAAGACGUACUUAAAAUAUGUCGCGACUUUCCCCGUUUUUGUGCUACGUGUACAACAGUUUACUGAGUCGAGCCAUGUGGCGGAAGAGUUGUGUCGGGCUCCCCUCCUUGCCUCCGGCCGGGCUCCCAUGGCUGUUGGUCGCCGGCAAGAAGGAGCUGAUUAUCGACCUCCCCGUCUUGGACGAAAGCGAGCUGGAGGAGCAGUUUGUCCGGGGAUCUGGACCCGGUGGUCAGGCCACUAACAAAACCAGCAACUGCGUCGUGCUCAAACACAUCCCUUCUGGGCUUGUGGUCAAGUGCCAUCAAACCAGAUCAGUGGAUAUCAAUCGAAAGCGAGCCCGGGAGAUCAUGCAAGAGAAACUGGAUGUUUUUCACAAAGGAGCGCAAAGCAAAAUCCUUGUGAAGAAGAAAGAGUCUGAAGUAAAAAAACAAGAAAAACGGAGGAAAGCCAAUGAGAACCUGUGGAGAAAAAGACUGUUUAAAGCAGCCCUAGUUGCUGACGCCAAGCCUGGGAGCGACACUGUUUAAAAUCCAUCCAUCCAUCCAUCAAUCAAUCAUCAAUCAGUGUUUAUUAUACAGCCCUAAAUCACAAGUGUCUCAAAGGCAGCACAAGCCACAACGACAUCCUCAGUUCAGAUCCCACAUAAGGGCAAGGAAAACCCACAACCCAGUGGGAUGUCAAUGUGAAUGACUAUGAGAAACCUUAGGGAGGACCACAGAUGUGUUUGACCCCCACCCACCCUCCUCUAGGGGAGACCGGAUGCAAUGGACGUCGAGUGGGUCUAGCAUAAUAAAAGAAUUGCGAAAAUAACCAGUGAAGGAAGACAUGUUACUUUUAGACUGUCCAUCAACAUAUUGUUGUCUCAAGGCGCCACGCAUUAGAACGAUAUGCAAUAAUUUGCUUUGAAAAAUAUUGGGCUCAAUGCAAACAGACUCACAGCUUUUGUCUACAGCAGAGUUCUCUACACUUUUUCUGCAGGCGAGCUGCUUUUUAAAUGACCAAGUCGAGGUAAUCUAUCUCAUAUAUACGUACCGUAUUUCCUUGAAUUGCCACAGGGCAUAUAGUAUGCGCCUGCCUUGAAUUACUGCCGGGUCAAACUCGCUUCGCAAAAUAAUUAGCGCAUGCUUAGUAUUACCGCCGGGUCAAACUCAUGGCGUCACAAGUGACACUUCCCAUGUCAUCAUUUUUAAAAUGGAGGCUGAUUUCAAUACCGGUAAUUUGAAAUCAUAUAAAGGGAAGAAGAUUAAGAGCUAUUCAGUAGGAUUUAAGGUCCAAGCAAUUGAAUACCGGUAUGUUAAAAAGAACAGUAAGCAGCUAUGUUUUAUUAAUAUACCGGUACCUGUGGAGAGGUGGAGCCGACGGUCUGACAGACAGGCAGGGCACGCUGGAGAUGGCGGCGAGGAGACGGCGAGCAAGCGGAGAGGAGCGGAAGAGCGACCUGGCAGAGGUUUUAUUGAAAAAUAAACAAAGUCAAACUGCUCAAGCCAUGUCCUUCCUUGGUGGUGCUGGGAACCCACAAGACGACGGCUUGAGACCGUCACAAUACCGUAGCUACGUGUGUGAAAUAUGGGCGCUAGUGAUCCUUCUUGCGACUACUCGGCUGCAGAAGAAGUGACAAAAAGUGACGUACUAUUUGCUGGGACGGAUAUGACGGACCUUUUAGGAAGUAACACUCCUAUGCUGGCUAUGUAAACAACCGGGCUGAAAUAAAGCAUGUUCCAAUUCUAAA